AUGGACAAGCUGCAGCCGCUCGACGGCGUCUUAGACACGCACGUGCACGAGCUGUCGGCGCUCCUUGCGUCCGAUCACGUACAGUACGUCCAGCUCUGCCACAAGGUUUUCUUGGACAGCUUUUUUCCGCUCACAGACGCGGAGAUCUGCGCGCUUGAAGGCAAUGGGAACUCAGCUGAAGACUGGAAAAAGGUGCGGAAAACGACCGAGAGUGCGUCACUGCAGACGUCGCGCAUCCGGCAGUGCGCGUUUUCCGGAAAAGUGGUGCUUGGCAGCUUCUCCUCGGCCUUCACUCACAACGUGGAUGGAGUGCCGUUCCCUUGUGGCUUGUACAACUCGGUGCUGAGUCACGUCGUUGUUCUUAACGAUGCACUCGUGAAGGACACGCUCGUGCUUAGGGAUGUGCUUGUGGAUACGCGAGCGUCUGUCAUCAAGUGCGGUAGUGUCACAGGUCCAGACGCAGAAAACGGAGCAGCACCUGAGUCAAAAGAAUCAGCAGCUAACGGCAUGUUGCUGCAUGUGGGAAACGAGACAGGCGGUCGCUGUUUUCGUGUCGUGGCAGAUUUGCCGUUUGCUCUAGGGGCUGCGCUUGCAACAAACAUGAGGCAAAAUGCCGCUUUCGUGGCAACGUAUGAGGCAUUUGUCGACGAGUAUGUGUCAAAGGUAAAAGUGCCGAUGGCGAUCGUGGCACCGCACGCUCGUGUCUGGGGCUGUUUCCGUGUGCAAGGGACUUUUGUUGGACAUUUGGCAGUCGUUGAAGACUGCGAUGUUGUCAACUCGACGAUCUUGUCGACUGCAGAAGAACCGUCUAUCGUUCGAAGCAAAAGCAGUGUCCGUGGGUCGAUCAUACAGUGGCACUCGACUGUUGAGACGCUCAGUGUGGUCGAAGGAUCGUUUUUGUGCGAUACAUCGCAUGUCAAGCGCCAUGGGGUCGUCAUGAGCUCUGUCAUUGGACCAAAUACGUCAAUCGCUGCAGGAGAAGUGACGUCUAGUUUUGUGGGACCGUUUGUGGGGUUUCACCAUCAGGCGCUUUUGAUUGCCUCGAUCUGGCCAAAAGGCAAAGGAAACAUUGGAUAUGGAGCUAACGUUGGUAGCAAUCAUACUUUGAGAGCGCCUGACCAAGAGAUUUUUCAUGGUGAGGGGGUGUUUUUUGGACUAGGGUGCAAUAUCAAGUUCCCCUCCAAUUACGUAAAGGCGCCGUAUUCUGCUAUCGCAACUGCGGUCAACACACUACCACAGCUAGUGACGAUGCCGUUUGCGCUAAUUAGCACACCAGGUCAUAACAUUUCAUCGCUUUCUCCAGCUAUCAAUGAGAUCUCGCCAGGUUGGGUGCUCUCCAAUAGCGUGUUCACUGUGCUCCGAAAUGAAGACAAAUUUCAUUCGCGCAACAAGUCAACGCGUACGCUCAUUGAAGCCGACAUCUUUCGCCCGGAAAUUGUGCAGCACAUGAAAGAUGCCCGUAUGGAGCUCAUAACCGCAGAAGGCGAAGCAGAACUGAGCCUUGCAGAUGGAGAAGCUGUGUACACUGACAAGCAAGCUCGAGGGCUUGGUAAGAACUAUAUGCGUGAGACGUCCCGCCUAGCGGGAAUCGCGGCAUACGCAUUCUUCAUCAAGCUUUACGCUCUUGAGGCGCUGUUGAAAUAUGUUGAAGAUGGUUGCGUGAGCGCUGGCGGUACCGUUGGAUCGGUGGACAGCAGCUCUCGAUAUGAUCUAGCUACGCUAUCAGAAGAAUAUGACCGAGACAGUCGUAUUCGUGACUGUCUACACGAUCUCGUUUCGAUGAAGACCGAGGUGGCUAAAAUGGCUGCGGAUAGUAAGAAGCGCGACGAUGCUCGCGGUCGGCGAAUCACUCCCGACUAUUCGGACGUGCACAAGCCGGUAGCGAGUGAUCCUGUGGUUCUACGUGCUCAGAGGACUGCAAAAGAUAUCGAGCAGCGAGUAGCUCGUACCCGAUUUAUUAUCUAG
Peronospora matthiolae is the source of this 1965-nucleotide messenger RNA. NCBI's taxonomy places the organism in Eukaryota, Oomycota, Peronosporomycetes, Peronosporales, Peronosporaceae. The record is from the annotation of a GenBank genome assembly.